Messenger RNA from Empidonax traillii (willow flycatcher), 2441 nucleotides. It is a transcript of the gene HDAC7, whose product is annotated as histone deacetylase 7. The record is from RefSeq and is a predicted model, not a curated record. Gene Ontology annotation, biological process: negative regulation of transcription by RNA polymerase II; chromatin organization. The transcript has 18 exons. Gene Ontology annotation, molecular function: histone deacetylase activity. The coding region runs from base 42 to 2396 and encodes 784 amino acids. Gene Ontology annotation, cellular component: histone deacetylase complex. NCBI's taxonomy places the organism in Eukaryota, Metazoa, Chordata, Aves, Passeriformes, Tyrannidae.
UGAGCCCCUGCACCUCCCCACGGGUGCCCCAGGCCGUCCCCAUGGACCUGAGGAUCGGGCAGCGCGUGGUCAAGCCCGGCUCGGACACGGCCCUGCUGGCCCUCAAGCACACCCAGCAGCUCCAGCACCAGCUCUUCCUGGCCAGCCUUCACCAGCAGCAAGUGGAGCAGCUCGCCCACCAGCACGUCAGGGUGGCCAUGGAGUCCCCGCACCACGAGGCUGAGCCGGGGCAGCAGGAGCAGGAGCUGAGGCAGAUCCUCAACAAGGACAAGAGCAAGAGAAGUGCCGUGGCCAGCACGGUGGUGAAGCAGAAGCUGGCCGAGGUCAUCCUCAAGAAGCAACAGGCGGCCCUGGAGAGGAGCAGCAACCCCAACCCCCCAGCCCUGCCCUACAGGUCUCUGGAGCCUCUGGACCCCGAGGGGCCCCCCCCUGCCGUGCUCAGCACCUUCCUGCCCCCCGUCCCCAGCGCCCCCCUGGACCCCCCGGAGCAUUUUCCUCUGCGGAAAACAGCGUCUGAGCCCAACCUGAAGGUGCGGUGCAAGCCCAGGAAGUGCCUGGACCGGCGCAAGAACCCCCUGACCCGCAAGGAGAGCGCUCCCCCCUCGCUCAAGAGGCGCCCACCUGACGCCCUCGACUCGUCCCCCAGCAGCAGCAGCACCCCCGUGUCGGGGUGCAGCUCCCCCAACGACAGCCUCCCCUCGGAGCACGGAGCCCUUCCCAGCGCCUCGGGAAUGGCCCACGAGCCCCCCCUGGCCCAGCGGCUGAUGAUGCAGGAGAGCUCCCUGGCCCAGCUGGCCCUGCAGAGCGCGGCCUCCCUGCCAGCCAUCACCCUGGGGCUGCCAGCCACCUCCAGCGCCAGGGGCGAUGGGGACCGCCGGCCCCUGCCCAGCCUGGCUCACCGUGUGCCGGUGCUGAACGGGCCGGUGCUGCCGGGCAGCCACUCGCCCGUGUUCCUCCCCGCCGGGCUGGAGCAGCACGAGCCCCUGUCCCCCCGGCUGCAGCCCCUCAUCAUCCUCGAGCCCUCGGUCACGCACGCCCCGCUGGUGGCAGUGCCAGGCCUGGGCACGGUGCCCUUCCCCUUCGGCCCCUCCCUCAUCCCCGCGGAGCGGCUGGCGCUGCCCGGGCACCACAAACCCCUGGGCAGGACCCGCUCGGAGCCGCUGCCCCAGAACCCCAAGGCCAUCCAGCAGCACCUGGUGUACCAGCAGCACCACACCCAGUUCCUGGAGAGGCUCAAGCAGCAAACACACCUGGGCAAGCGCAUGGCCAAGCCGAGCGAGAAGCCCCGGCUGCGGCAGAUCCCGUCCUCGGAGGACAUGGAGGCCGAGGGGACCCUCCCCGAGGCUGCCCCGGAGGGCUCUGACCCCGCCAGGACACGCGUGGAGCCCCCCAGGCUGGGCAGCAGCGGGAAGGAGCCCGAGAGGACGCAGAAGGUGCUGCAGCCUCAGGACGAGCUGGUCCUGCAGCAGGCCUAUCUAUGGGAUUCCUACCAGCGGGUGCAGCAGCAGCUCCUCAAGCGCCAGCCCUUGGACCCCCCCGUGGUCCCCACGGGGCACAGACCCCUCUCCAGGGCACAGUCGUCCCCUGCCACUGCCAGCGUGUCCCUCCCCACCCAGGACACCCCCAAGGGCCUGGCCCUGCCCGUGCAGGAGCAGCCAGCAAAGCCACACUUCACCACAGGGCUGGUGUACGACUCGGUGAUGCUGAAGCACCAGUGCUCCUGUGGGGACAACAGCAACCACCCCGAGCACGCCGGGAGGAUCCAGAGCAUCUGGUCCCGCCUGCAGGAGCGGGGGCUGCGCGGCCGCUGCGAGUGCCUGAGGGGCCGCAAGGCCACCCUGGAGGAGCUGCAGUGCGUGCACAGCGAGCGCCACGUGUUCCUCUACGGCACCAACCCCCUCAACCGCCUCAAACUGGACAAUGGGAAGCUGGCAGGGAUCCUGUCCCAGCGGAUGUUUGUGAUGCUGCCCUGUGGAGGGGUGGGGGUAAGUUUUGGCUACAUGACGAAGCAGCUGAUGAGCCUGGCGGGGGGGGCCGUGGUCCUGGCCCUGGAGGGGGGGCACGACCUCACUGCCAUCUGCGACGCCUCCGAGGCCUGCGUGUCCGCCCUGCUGGGCAACGAGCUGGAUCCCCUUCCCGAGGAGAGCCUGAGGCAGAAGCCCAACCCCAACGCCGUGCGCUCCCUGGAAACCGUGAUCCAGGUCCAGAGCAGGUACUGGGUUGCCCUGCACCGUUUCGCCUCCAAGCUCGGCUGCUCCUUCCUGGAGGCCCAGCGGGACCACGAGGCCGAUGAGGUGGAGACGGUGACGGCGUUGGCCUCGCUCUCCGUGGCCGUCAUGGUGGAGAAGAGGGCGCCCGAGGAGCCGAUGGAGGAGGAGGAGCCCAUGGCCCAGUGACAGUGGGGACCAUCCCCUGCCCCAGGACCUGCCCUUCCCUCCUGC